Messenger RNA from Stomoxys calcitrans (stable fly), 13112 nucleotides. It is a transcript of the gene cic, whose product is annotated as putative transcription factor capicua. Bases 960 to 8597 code for a protein of 2545 amino acids. The transcript has 22 exons. Gene Ontology annotation, cellular component: nucleus. The record is from RefSeq and is a predicted model, not a curated record. Gene Ontology annotation, biological process: regulation of transcription by RNA polymerase II. Gene Ontology annotation, molecular function: RNA polymerase II transcription regulatory region sequence-specific DNA binding; DNA-binding transcription factor activity, RNA polymerase II-specific. Lineage: Eukaryota; Metazoa; Arthropoda; Insecta; Diptera; Muscidae.
AUCGCAUAAAAAAUAGCUGAAAAGAUAAAAAUAAUAGAAUUAUUUUGUGUAUAUAAAUAGAAAAAAGCCUACGAAGAAAAAAAUCCAAUUGAAAAAAUCCUUUACUGCGUUUAUGUAUUGGUAUGAGCGUAAUUUUUUUACAUAUAUGCAUGAGUGUGUAUUAUAAUCAUACGUGAUACUACUACAAAAAUGCAAAAUUGCAAUUUUCAUUUGGCGAGCAAUAAUGAAAAUGAAAUAAAUUUAUUAAACGCGAAUACAAUAAACGAAAAUUGUGUAAUAAAGUUGGUGGCGAUCAUCUGAAAAAUAAAAAUUAUGUGGUGGUUUAAAUUGAAUGGUUGAAAAAUUUGUACAACAUCAAACAUAUGUACAUAUAUGUGCGCUCAAAAAAAGAGAGCAUAAGAAGUGUAUUACACAAAGAAUAAAAAAUCGAAUAAUCUAAAAAACAACAUCUUUCCAAUUCGUAUUUUCAUCAUCCAGGCGAAGUAAACGAGGAAACGUCAUAAACGUUAAAAAAGAUUUAUUAUCAUCAACUUGGACCUUGCCAUCUAUCCAUGAAUUGAAUAGAUUUGCUGGUUUUCUAGUUUUAUUAACUCUAUGAUGCAAUAAUUUCCAUGAUGUUAUAAAUUAUGCCCAAAACUCUUUUUGGCCAUAGCGAGAGAUACAACGACAUGAUGAAUGCAGCAUUUGACAUGUUGCAAUGUCGUUGCGUGCAACAAAUGCUGCUUAAAAUGAUGGACUUCUCAUAACAUUCUACUCAAUUGGACUCACUACAUGGAAAAAGAUUUCAGAAAUCAGUAUUAUUUUCUGUUUUUAAGCAGCAUUGGUGCCGGAGUGGGCAAUAGUUUGAGCAACAAGAGAAAUAAUUAAGGUCUAAAGUAACACAGAGCUGCCAAAACAAACAAAAAUAGGGGGUUGGGAGACCUAUCUAAGCUGUUAAGAAGGCCUUCACGCCCUACAAAAUGGUAACACCAUCAACGGUGGUGGCAACAACAGCAGUAUCAUCAGCAUCUUCAUCUUCAACAGCUCUAGCUACGGCAACGAUAAACGAUAAUAAUUCGUCAUUGUCAUCGUCCCUUCAAAACGCAUCAAAUGUUAACCAGCAUCAGCAACAACAAGAUGUUGCACAAAUCACCUCAAUGUCUGGAGCAACGACGACGGUUGCCGUCACAUCGUCAUAUUCGGUCGCUAUACCUCGCCAACAUCCAAAGAAAAGAAAAUUUGAUCCCUCAGAAUUGGAUGAGGCCAAUAAUGAUGGCAACAACCACCAUCAUCAUACACAACCUAAACAAGAUAGUGCCACAAACACCACGUCAUCAUCAUCGGAGAUUAAAUGCGUAUCCACCAAAGGAUUGCCAACAUCCAUUUCAUAUUCAUCGGUUGUCAAUCCAACGACGACGACCACCACCACCACUUGCAAUAGCACCACCUCAGCUGCUAUUGGAAAUGGAACGCCAUCGUAUGCAUGCUCGACGAAUGGCACGGCCGUAGGAGCUGGUGGCAGCGAUGGUAUUUACACAUUACCCACAUCAACGCAAUUUGGUUCUCCUACAGGUGCUGUGACUUCCUUGGCCUUUAGUAGCCAUGACACCGGUAGCGGGUCUCUGGUGUCAGUUGCCUCAAAGGCCAGUACAUGUAUGGAGAUACCUGAAAAACGUACAAUUAUAACAAGUUCACACGCUGCUGGGAUUAGUAGUGGGAGUACGAUAACAACAACAUUAACACCAACGUCAUCGUUGGCGUCAUUGGCAGACAAACAAUUUAUUUCAAAUGAUAACAGAAACAACAACAACAGCAACAGCAUAAAUGGCAGUAAUCAACAACAAAGUGGUGUUGCUGGUCAACAACAACGAUAUAACUUCAUGCAACAACAGAAACCGCAUAGCUCAGCGCAUGUUGUAACUGUUGUGAACUCAUCGCAACAACAGCACCAUCAUAUAGUGCUGCAGCAACAGCAAUCCCAUCAGCUUCACCAGCAACAGCAAUCUUUAACAUCAUCCUCCUCCCCAUCAUCAUCAUCAACAACAACAACAUCGACAGAUGUGCUGCCAUCCGCAUUGGCAUCUUCGUCUACGACGAUAAAUGACGAGAUUGUACUUAAUCUAAGAGAUUGGAUUAAUACACGAGUACUGGCCAAAUUGAAAAACUACUAUGCUCCGGGCAUAACACGUCAACCAAAUUCAUCCUCAUCAUCUUCGUUGAGUGGUGAUGUGCCACCAAAUUCAAUUAUAGUCGAAUUUGAUCCGCCAGAAAAUAGUACACAUUUGUAUACAGAUGUACUUAAUAGUGGGCGUUUUAAUGUGAUAUUGGACGCAAGUCCACCUGCGGCAGAUAUUAUAGAAGACACCCGGGUCUGUGUGCGAACGCUGAUUGAGGGUCGAGAUGGUUGUGUAUUUGUUGAGGGCACCGUUGUGGAAGUACACCCAGCAACAAAGCAAUUUACAGUACAAAUUGGAACAACUGAAUCUGGAGCUGCACUUCUGAAUACAGUAAGACGUGCAGAUUUACGCUUGCUUCUGCCACCCUGGUGGGAUGAAUUGAAUGAAGUGUCACCCAUACCAGCACCCACAAGCGUGUCAGGCAAAAAAGUGCUUAGCUCUCCACAAUCUAGACGUUCGUUAGGCGGUGGCAAUACUGUACUUUCAUUGAAUCAACAAUCCCACCAUUCUGGCCGCUCUGUUUUGGGCGGUAAAUCUGCUGGACAAAUGCACACACCACAACAUAUGUAUCAUCUGCCAGAACAACAGUCACAAACAACACAAGCCUCCGCUUCGCAGCCUCAUAUGACAUAUGUUAAUAACAAAAUGUUAACUGCUGGCGGCGUUGCCAUUCUCCAUCGCCCAAGUCAUUCGUUAACGGUCCAACAAAAACAGGAUGAUUAUUAUAGAACCAUUGGAACAUCGCCAUUUCCAGCAGCGGGCAAUGGUGGAAAUAUUGUGAAUGGCAGCAAUGGGAAUAUUUUGGCAAAUCAAAACUCUUCCUAUCUGCUGCAUGGUAGUGAAAAUGGAGUUGUGGAUAGUACUCAGUCGGCGGUAGCGGCAGCGGCAGUAGGUGAACAUCAUUUAAAUGUGGAAGCAACACAAACGACUCAACUGCAUCAUCAUCAUCAUCAGCAGCAACAACAUCAUCAUCAUCAACAUCAUCAGCAGCCGCAUCAUCAUCAUCAGCAACAACCGCAACAGCUACAAAGUGAUCACCAUCAUGUUGUUAUCGAUCCUAAAAUGCAAACAUCCAACUCAGAUGAUUUGUUAAUGCAACAACGCAGACAACGUCAACAUCAACAGCAUACGCGUCCCUCAGCGGCUGGUCCCAAUGCCACCGCCUACGAUGACUCCUACGAUUCCGAUGAAGAAUUAAAAGGUGUUGAUAUUGGUGGCUAUGCAUCGUUGGCCGACGCUGAUCCCGAAAAGUUGUCGGGUUGCAGCAAACGUAGUAGUAUGCAAAGUCGCGGCAGUACAUCAUCAUUACUCGAUCAGAGGCUUACACCACGAUCUCACCCAGCUACACCACGAUCUCAAGCGAAUACGCCACAUCGCUUCAAAAAGGGCGAUAUAGUCGAGUCCGAAUCGGGCGUUCGCAAAAAAUUCAAUGGCAAACAAUGGCGGCGAUUAUGUUCACUCUGUUCGAAGGAAUCUCAGCGCCGUGGUUUUUGCUCGCGCCAUCUCAAUCAAAAGGGCAAUUCAUUGCGCUCAACAGGGCCAAGUCGAUUUCCAAGUGAUAUUAGCAGUCGUUCAAGUAGUAAAACUCAAAUUGAUGAAGACACAUCGCGUGAUUCUGAAACUUCUCCCAAUUACCGUAUAACGGGUCGUUUCGAUCAAGAAGAAACUGAUGUGGCCAACAUGCUAGUGUCAUUGGGUAGUUCACGCUCGGGCACUCCUUCGUAUUCGUCUCCCGUCAAUCAUGGCACCUCGCCAAUGAAUGCCAAUAAUUCUCCCGUGCCGCCGGUGGUUGCAACAAAUAGGCAGAAUUUCUUUACGCCAAUAGGUGGAGGUCCGGCUACCCCAUCGCAAGACGCCCACGCUAACAAGUGGAAGGCCACACCAUCACCGGUUAUGUAUAAUGUUAUGGGAGGCUAUGGUACCCAAGUCAUAUGUCCCGAAUCGAUAAGAGCGCAAGGCGGUGCCAAUGUUGCCGGAACAGCUAUAGCCGCGGGUCAAGUGCCGCCGCCACCACCACCUCAAAAGUCGCCAGUGUCUAUGGUUAUGCAUCAACCGCAGACGGUGGUAUCUGCCGUUCCAGCACCACCGCCGCAACAUGCUGCCAUGUCCCCGCAUUUGCCUUCCUCUUCGAUGACCAUGCAACAACAACAACAGCAGCAUCACAUGCAAACAUCUAUGUCUCCUGGACCCCCACCACCACCCAUAGUGAUAUCGUCGUCAGCGGCAACAGCUGCCACGAUCACUUCAAUGGCCCAUGCGACAAGUGUUAUAAGAAUUUCUCCUGCUGCUGCUGCCACAGCUUCCGCAACGGCAACAAAUAUGACAAAUGCUGCUCUGGUAUCACAGGCCGCUCAAUCUUUUCAUCCCGUUAUUGUUGAUGCGACACAAUUAAUGCCUAUGCUACCGCAUCAACAAGCAGCAGCACCACCAGCAUCACAGCAACGACAACUAUCAUCCCCUUCUCCGGUUGUUCAAUCACAUGCGGCUCAAAACAUGGGAGGGAUCCCUACACUGCAGGGUAUUCAGCACACUUCUUCCAUACAUCAAAUAAGGCAUAAUCAGCAACAUAGCCAGGGUAGUAGUGGUGGUGGUGCCACAUUGGUUCCCAUACAACAGAUUAAACAACAGCCGCAGAGUAUACCUUCACAGCAAUUACAACAACAGCAUCAACAGUUAAUAAACGAUAAGACUAUUCCAAAAAACGGCAUUAAUGCGGGGUCGAUUUUUCCCUGGCAUACGCUGCUGCCUCACAUCCAUCAGUCCCCCGUGAAAUGCCAACAACAACAAACAGCCACAAAUUACUCCUUAAGCGGUAUAGUACCACCAACUCCAUCACCGACCAUCUCGAACACUACUGAGGCAGCAGCGUCCACACCACCGCCACCACCACCACCGCAGCCAGUGAAUAGUCAGGGCCAUUUGCUAAUAAAACAAUCGCUAUCAUCUCCUGGAAAUCCCCUAAAUUGUUCUCUAACCGAUGCGGCCAAAGCCUCAGCUUUGGCUUCAUCCGCAUCAGAUUUAACCAAUUCCGCAGAUGAUAUUGAUGAUCAACUGGAUGAUGAUGUUUUUGAGCCAUUGCCAAAAAAUGAGACGCCAAUGACGGCCAGCAAUUUGAGUAUUAAAAACAAACAGCGUCUUGGCAACGAACACAUUAUACGCAGUGGAAGUUAUCGUUCCAACAUCUACAGUUCUUCCGCUGCUGUUGAACCAGCAGGAAGUUCCAGUUCUUCUGGGUGUAGAGGAGGAGCGGAUCCGAGUGGCAGCGGUGAGACAAAUGAAGCUGCGUCAAGUAAUGCUCAUGUGAGCGCUUCAAAAAGACGUUCGCAGUCAUUGAGUGCUUUGCAGCAGCAGCAGCAGCAACAGCAACAACAAAAUGCCAUGAGCGGUCCAGCAGUAGGUUCCGCAGCUGAUGCCAGCAGUGGUAAAGAACCAAUGAGUCCCAUGACAAAGAACAAAAUACGACGUCCUAUGAAUGCUUUUAUGAUUUUUUCGAAAAAACAUCGAAAACUUGUUCACAAAAAGCAUCCCAAUCAAGACAAUCGUACUGUGAGUAAGAUACUGGGCGAAUGGUGGUAUGCUCUGAAACCCGAGGAGAAAGCCCCAUACAAUGAAUUGGCUUCAUCCUAUAAAGACGCCCACUUUAAACUUCACCCUGAAUGGAAGUGGUGUUCAAAAGAUAGACGUAAAUCAUCUAGCUCGAGCAAGGGCGGCGCAGGGGUAAACAACAACCCAGCCCUAACUACAACAGGCGGUUUGAAUGAUGUCAAAUAUCGUCUUGAUUCAAUUGACGGCUCGGAUUCUAUAGAUCAAGAACAUAGUCCCACAACACCGGGCUUUUCAACAACCUUCAAUUCAAACAAUGGUUCUGGCGUAAGCCAGGCAGCAGGAGGAUCGAAUAAUUGCCAAAAUGGAGGUGGUAUACAUGACAUGCAAACUGAUAUUAUACCAUUGACCAUUGCCACAUACAAUACAUCAUGUACAGAAUCAUCGGAUCCCACUACCAUUAAUAACCAUCAUCUCGGUGGCCAGAAAUUUAUUAAAGAAGAACCAAUGAAACAUGAUGUAACAUCGGAGGAUGAACAGAUGGUUAUCGAUGAGGAGCCCGAUGAACAACAGCAGCAACAAUCGACUGCUGGUAAUAACAGUGGUAUUGGUCUAUACCAACAAAAUGUUGAAACUCAAAACUCCACCACCUCUGUUGAUCUCAAGUGUCGUGAGCGUGUUACUGAUUCCGAUAUUGAAGAUACUGGACAUGAUUUUCGCAAAAAUCUAGCCGGUAUAAGUCAUGUCAAUGAUAAGGAUGACCAGCAGCAGCAACAAGUCGGCUCCACACCACCGGCCACUUGCAAACCAACACCGCUGAAAGCAUUGCCACCCAAUCUGGAGAACAACAUGAUGAAAUUCAAGCAAAUGUCUAUGCUUUCAUAUCCAAGUCCCAAAAACCCAAUUGGUGUAACACCUUUCCAACCAACAGGUGGUGCUUUUAAGACUAUGCCCAUUAGUCCCAAGAGUACAAAACACGAAGAACAACAACAACAGCAAACACAACAAAUUAUUAUUAAACAAGAAGAUCUCAUGGAUGCCAAUUAUAUUAAGCAAGAACCGCCAUCACCUUAUAAACUGAAUGGUAGUGGAACUGGCGGUGCAAUAUGCUCCACCACAGCCACCUCAUCAACAUCAACAUCGUCGAAUAGUCAGAGUGGUAAUAUAUUCACAUUUAAUGUGCCUACAGCCAGCUCAGCUUUAACACAACAGCAGCAACAGCAACAAAAAUCAUCACAAAUGUUGCAUCAACAUCAGCCGCCUUUGCGUAGUCCCACUGCCUCGGAGUGUCGCAGCGCUGCAGGAGGAGGCGGAGGUUCACAAUCGCAACAGACCUCAUUGGCGGUUGUUUCAUCUUCCUCGGUGCCGUCUUCGCCAGCAGCAGCAGCAUCUGCUGGUGUAACCUCGAUGGGAGGAGGACAACCUAAGCAAAUAUUAUUUGCUGUCAACAAUGCAAUGCCACACCAUCAGUAUGCAAUUCUGCCAAUGCAACAACAAAUGCAGUAUAUAUUCAAAAAACAUAACGGCCAAAGCGAGUUGGUACCCACUUCUAAUCCCAACACUUUGAUUCUUCAUAAUUAUAGUAGUCAAGAAACGCUGCCAAUGUCACCAUCGCAAAGAUCAUCUUUACCCACCACGCCAAAAUCUGCAAGCGAGUCUAGUAUUCAGCGCAAUGCUGAGAACAGUAUUGAAGAAGGCGAAGGCACGCAAAAGCCAUCGCAAGAGAGCAGUGAGACACAACAACAAUUUAUAUUGGCACCAACACCAGCUCAACUAGGUCGGGCACCUUUCCAGAGGCGGAAGAACAUGUCUGUAGGUAGCAUGGGUUCCAUUAAACAAGAAGGUGGUGGUAAUUUUAACACGGCUACCAUUUUGUCAAAUUCUGGGGGAGGUAAUGGCGCCAACAAUCUUAAUUCACCUAUAAUGGAGGGAUCCUCACCCAUAAUAGGUCAUGUUUCCACGGUGGCCAUAACAUCGGCAUUGCCAACACCUACCUCAUCCUCGACAACGCCAAACAGUGAUGAACAAUUGCCGCUGACACCGUCCUCUAGCAGUGGCGGUGCCGGUAGUGGUAGCAGUGGCGGUUGUAGCUCCAUAAAUGCCAGCAAUAUUGUUCCCAAAUCCCCUAAAUCUAUGCAUGGUCCAAAAAAGAAACAACUGCAGCAACAGGAUGAAAAAUCCAAUGCUCUUGCAUCCAGUGUCCUGGCUGAUUUUGAAAAGAAAUAUGAGGCUUUGCCUCAAUUUAAACCAAAAGAUUGUCAGUCACCCAGCGCCAUAGCAGUGCCAUCAUCUCCACGCAUUUACGGUACCAAUUAUCGUAAAAAGAACGCUACUGCCCCACCACCAGUACAAAGAAUACAAAGCGAAGACGAGGCUACCGAUGAUACUGCUUCAAUACCACCAACACCCACACAACGUUUCUUUGGGCCAGAUUUCAAUAUAGAUACUUUGAGAGAAUUGGAAUCAUCGGAUCAAACUGGACGUUCACCACGUACUCCACAAACACCAUUGCAAAGUGCCCGUUCCGAUGCCAGUGAAAAGGGACAUCGUAAACUUUUGGAACAACGUCGUAAUUUAGUAUUGCAACUAUUUGCCGAGAAUGGUCUAUUCCCCACAUCUCAAGCUACUAUUGCUUUUCAGACCAAGCACAUUGAUGUUUUUCCAAGACGCCAAGAUUUGCAAUUGAAAAUACGUGAAGUACGCCAAAAACAGAUGAGUCAAUCUUAUACACCACAAUCGGCUGGUCCUAUGACACCAUCGGAAAAUAGUAACCCAUCAAUGAUGUCAUUAUCAAUAUUACCCCCAAAUUCCAACAACAACAGUAAUACAGUAAGUUCGAUAAAUAAACACGGAAUAGCGCUGCAACAAAUUAACGAUCACCACCACCAACAGCAGUAACAACAAUAACCAACAAACACAGCAGAGUUAACUUUAAGUUAAUUAAACGCUCAACUUGGUUGAACUGUAUUAAACAUUUUGAUUGAACAUUCAGUAUAUUGAUACAGAGAUUUCAAAUUUGACAAAAUAUCGCACAGAUACACAACUCUUAUAGAAAACACAACAACAAAAACAUUAUAAAUAUAUAAUGAGAAAAACAACAAGAAACAAACAAACAAAAAUGCAUGUAAUGCAUAUAAAAAUCUUGGAAAAAAAAGGAUUAAGAAUCUUUCAAACACAUACACAUACAAACAUAUAUAAAAAUUUUUGAAACAACAAAACACAUCCAUACGCAAACACAAAAUCAUUAUUAAUAAUUAUUAUUAUGAUAACAAAUAGCAGAGAAAAACAAAACAAGAAUAGUUUUUAAACAAGCAAAUACCACAAAGUAAAUAAUUUAAUUAAGUAGUAGAACCCCUACCCCAAACACACAACAAAAAACCGACAAAACAAAUUUAUUAAGCAAGCAGAAAACAAAGAUGAAGAUGAUGAAAACACAAAGAGGAAGAAAGAAAAAGAACAAAUAUUAAAUAUUAAAUACAAAAUUAUCUUAAAAGAAAAUAAAGUCCUUUUUCAAAACUGGCUGAGUGACAAAAUGGAACCCGAAAAAAACAUGUUCACAAAUCAAUUGCAAAAUUGGUUAAAAAAAAACAAAUAAAUGAAGAAUAUGUCACGCGUAAAUACCACAAAUUAUGAAGGUUAGGAAAUAAUACAUCAAAAAUUAUCCCACAAUAACAGUCAUAUAAGAUUGUAAAAAGCAAACCAACCUACAAACAAACAGAACAUAACAAAAACACAAGAAGAAUAUAUGUAAUGUACUCGUAUUUUAUAUGUAACAAUAUUUUUUUCCUUCAAAUAUUGAUUUCUUUUUUUUCCAUAUACUUUAUUGCAAUUCUUGUCUCUGAAGAUCUAUCAUGAUACUCUCUUGUUUAAAUAUACCCACAUGCACACCCAGUUUUCCACAUACAGAUACAAACAGAUUUAUAAAGAGAAGCAUGUUAGUCGCCUACAUAUAUAUGCACGUAGCAAGUGUGUGGAAUUAUUGUUUGAAUAUCAUAUCGGUAGCUUAGAUAGUAUUUAUUUUUUUCGUUCUUCCGUUAGUUUUUUUUUAUUAAAUUUAAUUUUGUAAGCGAAGAACUUGAAAUUAAGAGAAGUGUCUAACUGUAAUGGGUCAUUAAAAACUUCAAUCAAUUUCUUAAGCAUUUUGUGAAAUAUUGGCAACACUUAUGGUUUUGAGAUAUGAACACUCACACUAUUACACAUUCUUGUGUGCUUUAGGUUUCAUUUCCCCUUUGACCGCUUAAAACAACUUGUUAUUGUCAAGUAAAUGAAGUGGCAACAUUUCAUACAUAUUCAAUUCUAUAUAUAUGCAACCAAAUAAGUUUUCUUUUUGUUUAUGAGACCUAAACAAUUGGUUUUAGGGGAAAAGUGAAAAUAAAACCUACAACACACCUGAAUCGGAUUGUGUUCGUACGCAAGCACACAAGUCGAAGGGCUUGGAAAUAAUCAGACCUGUUCCGGUUUUCGAAAAUGCAAAACGAAAGACUUUCUUUGUCCUAUUUGUUGAAAACUUUGCCAUGUAAAAAGUUUGCAUGUGCACUUAAUCAAAUUUCUAUCCAGCAAGAGGAACCUAGUGAUUUAAAACCUUAAAAGUAUAAGGUUCGGAAAACAAAGGCAAAUCAAUUCUUUGCGUUUAUCGAAUUCGAAGAGAACAGGUUAGAAUGUGUACUGUAUGUGUAGAAAAAAAACCAGUUAGUGUUUAUGUAUGAAGGAUAUUGUGUUCAAAAAAGUGCAUGAAAACAAAACCUGGAAAAUGUUUCAUAGGCCUGAGGAAUUUUUAGUUUUUAGAAAAAAAUUUUAAACUUAUGGGUCCAUUAUGGAUGGCAACGCAACUACGUGCAGUGGCAACCAAAAUAAAACAAAUUGUAUUACGUAUGGCAAUACGUAAACAAAAAAACAUUCAAAGGCAUAAAGUAUGAAAUGCCAAAAAUACCUAGUAAUUUUUUUCAAAACCUGUUGAACAAUUUUUAUCCAGCAUGCUCUUUUUUUUAAUAAUUUUCUCGCCUUUAAAAGUUAAUUUUAAGACUACUUUUGCUCAUACUGAAGAACUCUUCCGUUGGUUGCAGUAAGUCUGCUACCGUUUUUUCCAAAGAACAAAGACACGCUAGCGUUGGCUCACAACAUGUGAUGUAAAGAUAUCUUAAACCAUGUUUCCACUAUAACCCAAAUUCACUUGAUUUGAGAUAAUCUCUAAAACCCGUUUCCGCUACGGUUCUUAUUUGUCAACAGUUACGUUUUUGACAGCGUUUUUAUUGUGAUUAACAUUUUAAUUGUGUUCAGCCUAUACUUUGCGGUCAACAAUUAAGUUUGUGAAACGAUUUUAUUAAAACACUACUAAAUUUUGUAAUUUCAAUAAGAAAUUGUCAGAUAUUAAGAAAAUUUGAAUUUGGAAGGAGAUUGGCUGAAAAUACCCUCAAAUCAGUGGAUUUGCUCACAUUGAAAAUGAAUGGGAAACCUCGUUGCAAAAUACGAGAUUUCCGAAAUCUCGACGCAAAUCUAGAUUUGGGAAACCUCGUUGCAAAAUACGAGAUUUCCGAAAUCUCGACGCAAAUCUAGAUUUGUUCCAAGUGGAAACAUGGUAUUAUAGUUGGCACCAACAUAAUUUAAGUAUAGACUCAAAAUGUCUUCCCCUGGAGUAUACAGCGGCGACACCUUUCCAUACAUACUGCAUCUGUAGUCACUUUUGUUUCGCCUGAAUGAAUAAAUUGUAAACAAAAAUAUUUUGUUUAAUUUUUUUUUGUACAAAAAUAACAACAUUGCCAACUACGCUUGGUAGAGUUGCCAUUACAAGUAAAAUUAUCAACUGAUAACGCAGUUUUACUAAUGUUGCCAUCUAUAAUUGAUACCUUAAAUUUUUUGUGGUGUUAAAUUUUUUUAUUUUUUGAAAGAAUUGCUGACAAUGUUAAUUUUUAUAAAAUAUUUGCCAUAAAAAAUUUAGAAAAAAACCAUUAUUUUUUUACAUUUUUUCAAAAAUAUUUCAUAAUUAAAAUUGAUUUUAUUUGAAAUAAAUUUUAUUGUAGAAAAAAAAAUUAUAAGAAAGAAAAUAUUUUUAAAAAUAAUUUGUAUGGUAAAACUUCUUGUGAAGUAUUUUUGUAGAUUGAGAAAAUUUUUUUUUUUAAUAUUUUCUUAAAAAAUUUUAAAUUCUCUGGUGGCUUUUAAUGUUUUUUUUUUUCCUUAACUAACACAGCAACUAAUAGCUUAGGAUUUUUUUAACCAGAGCACAGUGUUAUCAGCCCCGAAGCUACUCUUUUUUACUUUUGUGUAUAUGUUAUGGGUUAUGUCCGACUUUAACAAACUUACACUUUACAACGUCAUUCAUGCAUCAUACAUCAUUUUAAAUUUCCUAAACUUUUUUUUAGUAAUGUUUUUGUUUCGAGACGAUCUCAAAUCCUCGAGUAGUGGCAGACUGGGUCGCCUAAUUUAUAUAUUUUAGAAAGCUAAUAUGAAGUUAUUUAAUAUUUGUUUAUGAAUUUUUUUUAUGAAUUUUCUUACAUAUAUUACUGCUAUAUAUCUUUAGAUUUUAAGUUGAUUUUAAUUUGUUUUAUUUUUUAUUUUAUUUUAUCAAAAGUUUUUAAUUUUUUAACUAUUUGUCCUAGGCUCACAAUUUGCGUUUUUAAAAAACGCACGUUUUUAAAAUCUUUAAAAAAAUUAGCAAAAUUUGUUUUUACAAUUUUAUCUUAAUGAUGAAUCCAUGAUGAUAAUAUCUAUCUUCCGUUUUAACAAAACACACACACACUCACAAAAUUUUUAAUAUGUUUACUUUUAUUUAAAAAACGAUGUUUUAAAUUUUUUACUUUUACCUAUUAUUAAGCCGCAAAAUUGUACUAUUGGCUACAUAAUAACAACAAAAAAAAAGAAAGAUUAUUUUAGCUCUAAUCCCCUCACUCAGAAAUCCAAUCUAAUUUAAUUUUUAAAAAUUUGUAACAGCAUUUUUCUCUAAAAAAACCGUCUAUGAGAGAAAAAAAACAAAACAAGCAUUGGACAAAUUUAAGCUUUUGUUAAUAAACACAAAGUCCCAUUUUUAAACUGUUGCAGUUUAGUGGAAACGAUUGAUAAUCGAUCGGUAACUCGUUAUUGAUAAUACGCUGUAAUGCUUUAAACUUGAAAAUAAUAAUAUAAUUUUAUUUUUUGUAAAAUGUCUUCCACUUGUGCUGCAAUAUUUAAACAAAACAGAAAAUCUAAUUUUUCUCUUUAUAUUAUAAUUAUUAAUUAUAAAAAUUAGUUUUAUUAUCAACCUACUCCUCCUACCCCCCUCCCCAUAAAAAAAAAUCACGCAAGAAUUUUUAGAUCUAUUAUAUAUUUAAUUUUAUAGCUGAUAGUUUUUAACAGUUUUAAAUGGAAAAUCUUAGAUCUUCAUUUAUAGUCUAAAACAAAAAAAAACAACAAACACAUACACACAAAAUAUACAAAAAGCAA